Messenger RNA from Eriocheir sinensis (Chinese mitten crab), 4528 nucleotides. It is a transcript of the gene Ripalpha, whose product is annotated as RPA-interacting protein B-like. Gene Ontology annotation, biological process: protein import into nucleus. The record is from RefSeq and is a predicted model, not a curated record. The transcript has 6 exons. The coding region runs from base 86 to 814 and encodes 242 amino acids. Gene Ontology annotation, cellular component: PML body; nucleus. Lineage: Eukaryota; Metazoa; Arthropoda; Malacostraca; Decapoda; Varunidae.
CCGUGACCAAGACCAAGUGCUGGAUGCUGAUAAACACUGACAGCCCGCCCGCCCCGCCCGCCCUCGCUCUUUCAGCGUCGCCACCAUGGACAGGGCGCAGAGAGGCUUACUGGAGAGGCGGCUGCACCACAAGAGGCUGUACAAGAACGCGCGCGGCAAGACACCCCCGUGGAAGGAUGUGUACCGCGAGCGAUGCAAGGAGCGGCUGCGGUCCAGCAGGUCACAGCUGGUGGACCGCUUCCGUGCAGCCGGGGACACCAUCAACCACAAUAACAACAGCCUGCAAACAGCCAUGAGGGUGCAGGAUGUCAUGGAGGUGGAGUGGGUUGCCAUGAGUCCUGACAGUGGCUUUCCUCUAGCAAGUGAAGAUGACCCACAAGAAGAUGAGCAGACACUCCUAGAGCUUAUGGAGGAGAUCCAGCAAGAGCUCAUGUCAGAGGAGGAGCAGACAAUGAUGGAUGUCCUCAAGUUUGACACAGCUGCUCUAGCCAGUCAAGUAGCUCUCCAGGCUGAGGAGGUUAUUUGCCCAAUAUGUCAAGUUCAGGGAUUGCAGGAAACGGUGAACAAGUCUGCACCGCCUGCAUCUGUCUCUGGUGAUGGUCCUACGUCAAACCUUUUAGUGUGUGGCUGUGGCUUAGCACUGCAGGGGGCCAACCUUACGCUAAAUACAGUCAAGUCAAGCUUGGAGAAUACACUGUCCCACCACGGCCAGGCCUGCAUUGGGAGGAUGUCCUUUACUUCCACCACAGACACUCAAGGUGCUAAUGUCCUUAUUACAUGUAGUCUCUGUGACUGGAUGUCCUUCCUUUUGUAAGGUGUGCAUUCCCACAUCCAGGUCAUUUUAGCCUGUGUUCAGGGGCCUGCUGUUUCAUAUCAUGUAUGUUUAAGGGGUUUGCUUUGGAGGCUGGUUUAAUAUUAGAGAUGAUGUGAGUAUAGCAGGCAUAAAGGGAGGAAACAAUUAUUGUACUUCAGUAUAUUCUUGAUGGUAAUGUUACUUUCUGUGCAUCAUUCUUAACUAUGAAUGUACAGUUCAAAAGAUAUACUGCAUUUCAUGCUGUUGCUUGAAUUAGUGAUUGCAGAAUUUAGAGAUAAAUUCAUGCAACAGUGACUUUAAAAGGAUUUAGCUUCAUUUUGAUUAUUCAUGUGACAGCUUGAAUGUUAAUGUUAACUUUAGUUGCUCAAGUUUUGUUCACAAGAGAAGAAUGAAAAUGAUGCCUUGAGUUAUAGAAAACAAAGAUUAUUAGCAUGAUUAGCAAAUAUACAGUAAAGAUUUAUUUUUCAAGAUAAAUUUGAAUACAAGAGACAGACUUAGACUUGUUGACAGAGCUCUUGAAAAGUUUCAUUUCACGUAACUGAAAUUGAAGGUUUAAUCAUAAAAAAAUAUUAGGUUUAGGGGUUGUGAUAAUAUAGCUGUAAUUGAUUAUAUGUCUUGUGAUGAAUAAUUUUAAUUUGCAUAAUAAUUUAACUCUUAAAGAUUGAAGCUGAUCAAAUGAUCUUGGAUCUGUUCCAAUUUAGUAAUGUGAAUUGAAACUUACCAAGUACAACCAAGAUCUAGUCCAUUCCCUAUUCCUAAAUCAUGAUUUAGCCAAAUACUUCCAUGUGAUGCCUGACAAAGCUCUCUAGAAAUUAAAUGAUUAAGUAAAUUAUUACCUGUGUGAUGGAUGACAAAGGUGCUGUUAACAGUGAAUGUUGUGUAUGGCAUUGUUACCAUUGUAAUUUUAGUGAUGAAAAGAAUAUUGUAACUUUGAAUACGUAAUGAACUAGAGGCGCAGAGUCAGGACUAUAUAGUGUUUGUGGCUGGGUCGAAACUGAUGUCAGGGUCCAGGAAGACACAACCUGAAUGUUGCAUGAAUGCCUAGUGUGGGCCUCUUCCCAGGCCAGUCUUUCCAGUUAUGUUCUUUUCACCUCCCAUCCUGAAUAUCCCAGAAAUAUUCUUUUGUGAUUUUUUUUUUGUGUGUGUGGAUGGCAAUGUUUUAAUUCAUGUUUAACAGUCACCAGUGAAGGGAGAGGUGAAUUCAGUGCUUUGAUUUUAGUGCUAAAUUUCCAGCUUGUAAUAUUUCCAUAUGUCGGUGGUGUUCCAGUUUGAUUCUGGAAGUUAGGUUCAUUCAUUCACGACUUGCAACUUCUUACUAUAUCCACUGCAUCCACAUUGACCAUGAUUGCAUAUAAAUAUUUUUUUAUUGUUAAGCCAAGUGUACUAGCUGGAACUCAGCCUGUUACAAUAAAUGAAUUUCUGAAUUUUCAGCUUGGCAAAUCUUGCAUGUUUGUGAAGGUAAAGAAAAUGGCCUGAAAAAUGACUCAAUAAAUCAAAUAUAUUAUUAAGACUAAUUGAAUAAUGAUGCUAGCCAUGAUCCCAUUUUCUGCCAGUGCAAAGCAAGGAGCAAGAAUGGCCUCAUAUGACAAAAAUGAAUAAAUAAAGGAUAAAAAGCACUCAUCAGAAUUGGGACCACUCAGUUGAAAGGGCUGCUUUGCACAUUGACCCACACUAUUAUCCAGAGUCCAAUAAAAUAUAUAAAUGAAAUAGUCUGUAAUCCAAACUGACAUCUUGCACUCAGUCUUAGAAUGGCAGUGGCAUUCAGGAUAUAAAGAGGUGCAACUUGCCAAGUGUCUGUCCCUUGAGCUUGAUCCAUUCCUUCCUCAGUUGUCACUUUUUAUCAUGAGCAUUAUCUUCCAAAAAGGAGGAACGGAAAGUCAAAAUAAUCAUUUGAUAAUUUUUACUUAUAGGCCAAAAUCAUUGACAGACCCAUUCUUGAAUCUCCACUUCCUGUGUAGAUAUAACUACACACAUCUUUUUUUAGCUCAUCAUUUGACAUCUUUCUUCUACCCCAUGAUCUCCAAAGAGGUUCCUUAUCAUCCUUAUCACAUCUAUUUUCACUGCUCUCAUUCUUGAUAUCUUUUGCUUGUGGCAGUAAAUGUUUGGCACCCAUAAAGCAGGGUGAGUUUCAGUACCAAGAUUCCUUCAUGAUGGUAAAGACCCCCUAGAAAGAGCUGCUUGUGAAUGUAAGGGUUGUAUUUUUUUAACAAUUGGGGGAGGGCGUGUUCAGGCAUGUUGUAAUGCCUACGGUUCCAUGAGUCAGUGUAAGAGGUUAGUUGAAGAGGAAUCACUAUAGUCGGUUCACCCGAAACUGAAGUGUGCAUUAUCACGCAACGGCAACCUGCAGCCACACGGCGUGUCCAAUUUUGUGGAUACUGUAUGCUAGCCCACGCAUAGUAAACAGUCGUCAGUGUCAAUAAUAUGCAGGCAGUAAUACCAAAUACCAUCAAUUAUAGUCGAUUAUGAGUUACAAAAAUAUUAGUAAUGUCACAAAUAGCUGUUUUAUUAAUAUAAACCCUGCUAAUUUUAUCAGUGGUGAACAGCUUCAAGGCUGUUUAAUAAUCAUAAUCAAUGAUCUUGUAAAUUAACAAAACAGAUAUUUGUGACAUUACUAAUAUUUUUAACUCAUAAUUGACUAUAAUUGACGGUAUUUGUUAUUGCUGCCUGCAUAUUAUUGACACUGAUGACUGCCUACUAUGCACAGGCUAGCAUACAGUAUCCAUGAAGUCAGAUGAGCCGUGUGGCUGCAGGUUGCCGUUGCGCGAUAAUGCUCACUUCAGACUCAGGUGAACCAACUAUAACUAAUAUUGAAGUAGGAGUUGGAGCUCAUAAGGUGAUAGAAGAGCUGAACUUUCUUUUAUUCAUAAGUAUACAAAGUGAUUGAUAUGUUUUCAAGGUGAGGAGAAAAUUAGGGCAAGCACUUUGCUUGGGUUAUGGAGCAGGAAUUCAGUACAGGAGUAUCCACAAGAGCAUAAAGCAAUUAAAUUUAUUCUGCAUCAGGUAAUUACAUUGGUAUACAUUAAUUGUUUGGAACCCAGCACACACACACACACACACAUUCAUGUUUUUUGAGUGUGGUUCCUCACUGUCAUGAAAAACAGACCUCUGUAAUGCAGUGGUUCUCAGGUUUGGCUCUCGUAAAUGAGAGGUCCCAGGUUCAAUUCCUGGGCAAAGUGAAGACGGGGGAUGGUUAGUCUAAUCCGUGUCUCGUGUCCAUUCAGCGGUGAAUGAGUACUGGGUGUCAGACGGGGUUUGUGUCCCGCAUCCUGGGUGUGUGUGGGUGUGAUGGGAGGUCCCAGUCAUACCCAAAGAUCCAUGAAUGUGUAGCCCCAAGCUCAAAAGGAGGAGGGUACUGGGUGGUGAUCACCAGUCCAGCAUGUGAUCAGACCAUGAUGAAUGAGAUUUUUGAGCGAGUUUGUGGUCCCUCACAUAAGAAAUGGAAUGGUGUUAAUGAAGAUGAACGUUAGUCUAUUGGGUUGUUGGGUGAUAUUUGAUAAUACAACUGAUACUAAGCAGUUUACAUGUUAAAUUGGUGAGUGUGACAAGUUUGUCUGGUGCCUAUAACAGUUUCUGCCUUUGGAUAAUGAAAUACAUAGACAACCAUUUCAGUAGAGUACGUGCCAUUUUCUACCUGUACACUAAUUACAGUAUUAUAAUAGUUUAUAUUUUCACUGUUCUUUCACAGUUAUAAAAACUUGCAUUGUAAAGAUAUUA